AAGCGUUGAAUUUGUAAAUUCAAACGGGCUGUUAUUGGAGAUUUUGAAACAUGCAUUACGGAAAAAUGUAUAUUUUGCUGCUAGUCGUUUUCUCAUUAGAUUGUGUAAGGAGUGACCAAGAUUAUGACGCAGCAAUCAAUGAUGAUGCUGAUGAAAGGAUCGAUGAUGAUACUGGGGCUGAUGUCGAUACUGGGGCCGAUGUUGAUACUGGGGCUGAUGUCGAUACUGGGGCCGAUGUCGAUACUGGGGCCGAUGUCGAUACUGGGGCCGAUGAUAAUGAUGCGAAAUUGGGCACUGAUUAUAUUGAAACCGACGAAACAGGGGAUUCGAACCGUCCUAUGGCUUCCAUGAAUAUGACAUUCGGUGAACCUCAAAUUAUUGAAGAUCCUUCGGCUGAAUGUGUAACAGGAACGUAUUCCCGAGUCGAAUGCAACUAUUGUUUUUGCUAUACACCAACUGUACGAUGCUGUACCGAUGAGGACUGUAAACCCGUGAAUUCAACCAUAAAACUGUCUAGCAAUCCGGCCAAAAGACUAGCAUUCAAAAAGUUGCGUGCUCUUGCUACUGGUUGCGUUCCUGGGGAAACGAUAGACGCCGGACAUUGCAAGUGCAAUUGCACUUUACCCAGCAUCAUGAACUGUGACAAAAACUGCUUGGAACAUAAACAGUCUGUUCGUGGAUACUUUAGUAUCUGACCAUGAAAAAAUCCUGCAGUCGUAACUGACCCUUUAGCGCAACUUGGCUUGUUGCGCGCGAGCCCAUAUAUUAAUCGCGACUUUAAGUAUGGACUCGCGCGCGAUAAGGCAAAUUGUGCUAGAGGGGCUGGUCUAAAACGCUUGAUGUGGAAACCUGGCAAAUCUUAUGUUCGCUGGCUCAGUGGAAGGAAAGAGUAAAGGGCCGCAGACCAACGCGUUGGUCCGACCAAAU
Molecule: messenger RNA, 927 nt
Organism: Leguminivora glycinivorella
Lineage: Eukaryota; Metazoa; Arthropoda; Insecta; Lepidoptera; Tortricidae
Exons: 4
Coding region: 51-695 (214 amino acids)
Source: RefSeq, a predicted model, not a curated record